AGUUAUACUGUCCUACACUUCUUGCACUCGUGUGAAAUAAGUAACCUAAAAUAUAAUUUGAAUGAUUAUUUUAAUGCAAUAAAUAUACGCGGAUUAGACAAAACAACAUAAAAAUGGCAGGAGGGAAAAAUGCUCAAGCUGGAUUUCAACCGGAUUCUGAUGUUCAUAUCACAUACGAAGAUCAACAGAAAAUUAAUAAAUUUGCAAGGCAAAAUGCUAAAUUAGAAGAUUACAAAGAAGAACUCAAAAUCAAGCAGAAUGAAUUAAAAAAUUUGGAAGACGCUGCGGAUGAAUUAGCCCUUAUGGAUGAUGACGUGACAAUACCAUAUUACAUUGGAGAAGUAUUUGUACGUCAGAGUCUUGAAAAGACACAGAACCAUUUGGAGGAUGCUAAGGACAAGAAAAAAACAGAGAUUGCAAGUCUGGAAAAUAAAUGUACAGACUUGAAGACUAUUAUGACUGAAUUGAAAACUCAAUUGUAUGCAAAAUUUGGUAGUCGUAUAAAUUUGGAAGCAGAAGAGGAUUAACCUUUUCAGUACAUGAUGCACUUAUUUUUAUUAUAUUCAAUAUAAUACUAAUAAUAUCUACACAUUCUUAUCAUUUGCCAAUGCAAUCAUAUCUUUUAAAUUAUGAUUCA
Molecule: messenger RNA, 637 nt
Organism: Harpegnathos saltator (Jerdon's jumping ant)
Lineage: Eukaryota; Metazoa; Arthropoda; Insecta; Hymenoptera; Formicidae
Gene: Pfdn4
Product: prefoldin subunit 4
Exons: 4
Coding region: 114-527 (137 amino acids)
Biological process (GO): protein folding
Cellular component (GO): cytoplasm; prefoldin complex
Source: RefSeq, a predicted model, not a curated record